Molecule: messenger RNA, 3513 nt
Organism: Paramecium tetraurelia
Lineage: Eukaryota; Ciliophora; Oligohymenophorea; Peniculida; Parameciidae
Exons: 3
Biological process (GO): endosomal vesicle fusion; protein targeting to vacuole
Cellular component (GO): late endosome; HOPS complex
Molecular function (GO): protein binding
Source: RefSeq, a predicted model, not a curated record
AUGAUUAACUUAAGUUAAAUACUAGAAGGAGACAAUGGAGAGAUUACAUUUUUUGAGGAUACUAGUUAAGUUGAUUUGGAGGAUAUCCUUUAAGAAGACGAUGAAGUUAGAGAGCAACUCAAUCAUAUAAAUAGUGAUUCUCAGACUCUGGAGUGUAAUAUUCAGAAUAGUGAAUCAUUCAUAUGUGAUUAAGAGGAAUUCAUUUCUCCAAUUUAAAUAAUGUCUUUGGGACAUCAAUCUAAAACCUUUGCCAUCUCAACAAAUUAUUUGAUCAAUUAUUGGGAAAGAUAGCUUGCAUUAUUCUCGAAUAAUAAGAAUAACAAAACGAUACAAAUUUAGGAUGUGUCAUAUAUAUCAGUCAAAGGAUAAAUUAUAGCUGUUGGAUUCGAGAGUGGCUAAAUUCACAUAUAUGAAGGAAGCCAAUUAAAAUUAGCUCAUAAAAUACAGGAACAUCAAACCACAAUAAUAGGUUUGAAUAUAGUUGAUGUGUAAGCAAAUGAGUUAAUUUUGGCAUCCUCUGAUCUAGAUGGCAACGUCAAAUUGAUUAGAGUGGGUUAAAACCUAUUCAGAAGUAAAAUUGUAACCAAUACUAUAUUGAACAAGUUCGAAUAUCCAGUUACUCAAUUGAUAUCAUAGCAAUUUAAAUAUUCAGAUAGUGAUAAAACUAGUUUACUCUUGACUCUAGGAAAUAGCAACAUGGUUAUAACACUCUCCAUCAAUCCUGAAGUGAGAGUUGUCCAUGUUUUUGACAAACAGAAGUCAAAUAAUGAUCUCCAUUGGGGCAAAUGCAAUUAUGAAGGAAAUCAGAUACAAUUGUUAUCCAUUCAAUGGAAUUCAUUUAUUUAAUUGAUAACCUUUUUGGAAAAUUCGCCCUGGUAUUUUUCAUUCUAUUCUGCUGAAACUCCUUUAGUCGGGGCUAAAUUCAUCUCUGAAAACUUAAUCAUUGCUGCUACUGAGGGUUAAUUUCAAGUCCUUUACAUUCCUUAUUUCUCUAAAGGCAAAUAUUGUUUUAAAUCUGAUAGCAAAGCAAAGAUUUCUAACACUCAUUUCCAUCAAAACAUCUAUUGUCUAAGAGCAAUAAGCAACGUCAUCUACUUCAUUUCUGAAAAUAAGUUGUAUUCAUUGCAUGCUUUGAGUUGGUUACAAUAUUUAAAAUCGUUAAUUCAGAACGAUUCCCCUCAAUGGUCAAUAGCAUUAAGGUUUCUUGUCUAAGUCUACAGAGGUAAAGUGAAAGGUAUGCCGAACUUAGAAUUGGAUGAAGAUAGAAGUGCAAUUCAAACAUUGGCUCCUACUUUAAUUACUAGUAUUACCAAUUCUAAGAUGAAUAGAGAAUUGAUAUCAGCAGUUGUUUAAUUUAUCCUUCUUUGUCAAAUUCCAUAACAUUUGAUGAUUGUAAGAUAAGGAUGUGAGAAAUAAUAGAUUUUGGAUGAUUAUUAUAGAGUGUUGGAAAUUCAUUUGAAGAAAAUAACUUAAUUGCCAAAGGAGAUAUUUUUCGAUUUGGCAAACAAAUUCUCUCCUGAGUCUUUCUAGAAAUUAGUAAUUAAUUUAGAUUUGAAUUCUAUUGAUAUUGGAUACACAUAUGAUGUUUGUUUGAGUAAAGAGAUUUACACUCCAUUAUUAUACAUAUGUCCAAGAAAGGAAGAAGAUUUUCUAACUCCUUUGAACAAAAUGUAUGAGAAACAUAAACAGGAACUAUAUGAAAAAUGCUUAUGGUUUAUAGAAAUCACAUAGAAGUAAAUUCUGUUUCCGAAUGACCAGAUUCCAUUAGAAAUUUGGAAGAAAGCUGUAAGAUAAUAGAUGUUAUGGUUGAUGGAAGUACUGGACGUAUUUCAGAGUGAGAAAUUAUUCCAAAUACUUACAACAUAUCUUAAAUAACCUUGUCUUGGUGCAUUACAUCAUGAAUCAGUGUAUUCAUAUUUCAAUAUAACUUAAGAGAAUUUAUUGGCGACAAAGAUAUUUGAACAAGUGAGUAGCAUCAAAUAAUAAUACUUACUUUAAUAUCUAUUGUUUAUCAGUAAGAUAAUUGAUUAGAUAAAGGUCAAGGAUUCAGAGAAGUUAUUAUUACAGAUAUUUGAAAUCAAUAAAUCUUAUAUUGAUAAUUAUGUAGCUAUGCCUGAAGAUUUGGAUCAGAUCUUGUAAAUAAUUUAUUAUUUAAUGCCUCACACAUCAUUGAUUGAGUAGGCAUAUGAAAGCUAAUGUGUUGAUUACAUUGCUUAUUACUUCCUAUCUUAAAAUCAAUUCAAUGAAGCUGUUAAAAUAUUCUUUAAUUAUGAAGAAUUUAAACUUCGAGUCUACAAAUGGUUAGAAUAUCAACCCUAUGAUCCACUUAUGCUAGAUCAUCUUGAUAAGCUGCUUGAAUUGGAUCCUGAGAAAUGUGCCAAAGUCUUUUAAAGUUGGCCCAUAGAGACUUUAUAAAAACUCAUCAUUUAUCAGCCAAAAAGAGAAUUAUUACAUGUAUUCAAAUAUUUGUCCAUCGAUCUUUCUCAAUUUCUUUAAUUGAAACUAAUUGAAUUAAUCAGUAUUCAUGAACCAGAAAACACCAUUUCAUGGCUGAAGAACAGGUAAUAUUAACUAGAAGAUGUUGAACAAAUAUUCCAAUAAACUAAUAAUAUUGAAGGAUUAGGAUACAUAAUGGAGCAAAAAGGACUGUAUCAAUAGGCAAUCGAUAAUUACCUUUAGAUCUACAAAGAGGACUCUAGAAAUUACAUUUUAUCAUUUCGAAAUCAAGAUAGAGUUACUUAAUUGUUUUAGAAUCUAAUGAGAGUGACUAAGAUAGCUGUCUAAUCAGAUGAUAAUAAUUAAGAAUUCUAUUUAUAUAUAGCACAUCAAAUCUUUAAUCCAUUGAUGCAUUAAACUCAUUGGUGUAAACUCAAAAGAUCCUACGUGUUCAACCAGUAAUUUAGUCAGCUCUUCAUGCAUUUGUUCCGCUACUCUCCAACAGAAUUAAUCAAAAUAAUAGAGAUAAAUCAUGAGACAUUUAAUCAAGUCCAUUUAAAGAGUAGUUUUAUUACAGUUUUUAAAGAAUUCGGAUAUGAAAAGUAAUUAGUAGAAAAGAUAUCCAAGAUAAUUAGAAAUGAUAAUAUUAAAUUGCUUAAGUUACUAUAUUCUUUAAUGAACAAAUCGAAUCUAUAUGAAAUAAUAUGUAUAGAGUGUUAACAACCAUACACUUAGGAUUAGGCAAUUCUUUUAAAAUGUGGUCAUACAAUGCAUCCAUUUUGCCUUGAAAACAAGUAUUGUCCAAUAUGCUAAAAUAUAUCAGCUUAAUCAAUGCUUGAAAGUAUUGGAGUUGAAGAAUUAAAGAAGUCUAUCUUGAAAUCUAAUGUGGAUAAUUAAUAAUUGCAAUUAUUGAAAAAUGUUGAUGAUAUGGAGUUUGAAGAUAACUUAUUUUAAUCAAGUACUCAAGAUGAUAAAGAAAUGAUGGAGUUAAGGUUGUUGAAUAAAAUGGAUAUAUAUGAUUAAUUAAGUGAUUCAGCAUUGUAAUAGUACAAUUCUUUUUUGGAUUAAUAUUUUUGA